AUGGCCUGUUCACCCCGRUACCUUCUAGAAGGUGGAGACAGUACAGUUUUCUACACCUACUCCGGGAGCGACGGAGACAAACACAAGUUCAACACGGGAGAGCUGAAACAACUAUUGAACAGUGAACUCACUGUCUUCCACACGUCUCAGAAAGAUCCCAUGCUGCUGGAGAAGAUCAUGAAUGUUCUGGACUCCAACAAAGACAACGAGGUGGACUUCAAUGAGUUUGUGGUUCUGGUGMCGACCCUGACCGUAGCCUGCAAUGACUUCUUCUAG
Salvelinus sp. IW2-2015 is the source of this 276-nucleotide messenger RNA. The record is from RefSeq and is a predicted model, not a curated record. Lineage: Eukaryota; Metazoa; Chordata; Actinopteri; Salmoniformes; Salmonidae.